CAGAGGGAAGAUACAGCCCUGUCGACUCCAUAUACACUCGAAAAGAUUUUCGGCUUUUUGGCCGAUCACCUUUUUCGUCCCGGGUUGGCAGACAGAAAACCCGAAACACCAUACCGCCUGCAGGAAACUAGUCAUGGCCGGGGCUGAACCCCCGUACUUGCCUGUAGGUACAGACGUCAGUGCUAAAUACAGGGGAGCCUUCUGUGAAGCUAAAGUUAAGAAAAUUGUCAAAUCCGUCAAAUGCAAGGUUACUUUAAAAGAUAUGAGUGGUUCAGUAGUUGUUACUGAUGAAUUUGUUAAGGGACCAUUGAAGCUUGGAGCAACAGUUGAGAUUAAGCAUCCUGAAACUGGUGAUAUUGUUGAAGGAGUUAUUAGUAAAUUGACAGAUUCUUCUAUGUACACAGUUGUUUUUGAUGACGCUGAUGAGCGUACAUUAAGAAGAACGCAAUUGUGUUUAAAGGGCGAAAAACAUUUCAUUGAGAGUGAGACUUUAGAUAAUCUUCCCCUAUCCCAUCCAGAACAUUUUGGUACACCCGUCAUGCAAAGUAACAAGGAAAAAAAAAAGAGGCGCUCUUUAAGAGACCCUGAAGAUGAGGAGUCAGAAGUGAGCAGUGCUGAGAGUGACAUGCCGGUCACCAAACGGGCAAACUACAAGGGGAAAAACCGAGAACUUGUGGGAAAGGUGAUGUACAUAGAGGUGGGUGACAAGAAGAAGAUGACAGCUGUACCAGUGCUGGUGGCCCUGCCUGAUGCUCAUUCCACAGAGCUGCGCACCAAGGACCACCUUUUAGUCCGCUCCUUCAAAGACAGUAAAUAUUUAUCGGUGUCCAGAAGGGAACUAAAGGAAUUUGUCAGGGAAGUGGCAUUAAAGAAUGAAGACAAAGCUAUGAAAAGUGCUAUGGAGAAGGCCCUGUUAUAUUAUGACAGCGGCGAGCCUCCAGCGACUUGGAACAAGGAGGAGUUAUUAGGUUACGAGACAGAAGUGGAUGAAGGGGCAGAUGAUGAUUCGUCUGAUGAUGAGCCUAGUGAAGAGAAAGACAGAUUUGUGGCUCAGCUCUAUAAGUUUAUGGAUGAUAGAGGAACCCCCAUUAAUAAGGCCCCAAGCAUUGGAAGCAAGGAUCUGAACCUGUACAAACUGUUCAAGGUUGUGCAGACUAUUGGUGGAUAUAACAGGGUAACAAACACCAUGCGUUGGCGUCUUGUCUACUCAAAGAUGAAUCUCCCUCAGUCAAAUUCGGCAUCUGCACAAAUCAAGAAUGCCUACAAAAAGUAUUUACACGCCUUUGAGGAUUUUUACCGUAAACUAGGCAGCACAAUGGGCACGAUCAGUCGGCCCGGAAGGAGUCGCCACAGCUCUAACCGAUCCUUGUUCAGGGAAACGCAGAGGAAGUCUGAUGAUAUUAUGAUGUCUCCAAAGGAACGCAAGACCCCGGUGAAAGAGGUAAAGGGGAAAGAAUUGGAACGCCGCAGUAAAGACACGCCCGAGAGAGGCCGGGCCAGUGCAGAGCCAGAGAGCGAUUCCCGACGACAAUUGGACAGCAUCAAGAAGGAACUGUCAGAGAGUUUCAAAUCAGAACCUGAGGAGAAAUCAGAGGAGGUGCGGGAAAAGAGAGACCUGCGGGAAACAAAGGAGAGGAAAGGCACCCAGCGUGAAGAGGAGGAACGCAGAGAGGAUGUGAAGAGGGACCCCAGCGAGGAGGACCGGGGACUCAAGGCCACCCGCAAACGUGCCAGAGCUGCUGCCUCGGCAGCUGGGUCUACUGCCAGUGUCACGCCCGGUCGAAAAUCUCCUCGUGUUGAUGAGGGGAGGAAGGAGGAUGAGAAAGAUGAAGACAUAGAAGUAGUGAAAAAGGAGGAGAAGAAGGAGGAAAAGAAGGACACAAGAAGGAAGAUGAAGGAAAAGAGCAAGGAGAAGGAGGAAGUGAAGAGCAAGGCUGAGGAGAAGGAGGAAGUAGAUGAAUCGGAGGAGAAGGCAGAUGCAGAGGUUGAUGAUGGAGAUGUGCUACCAUCAGCAACAAAGCUGAAGGUUAAAUAUGGCCGAGGUAGAAAUCAGAAGAUCUAUGAAGCCAAGGUUGUGGAAGCGAGUACAGAGGAUGGAUCUCUCCAGUACCUGGUUCAUUAUGCUGGUUGGAACAUGAGGUAUGAUGAAUGGGUGAAACCUGACAGGAUUGUCAAGAUAGUGGAUAAACCAGACACAGGCAAGAAAGCGAACAAGACAAAGACGACACCAACACCGCAGUCCCCUAAGGGUCAGCAGCAGCAGCAACAGACACCCCCUGUGAAGAAGCGAGGGCGACCCAGCUCUGUCACACCCACACGCCCCGGUGGGGCUGACACGAAGUCUCAUAAAAGCCGUUCCCCGGCUCCUACAGGCUCAGCCAAGAGUCGCCCCACCCGGUCAAACUCACUGGAGGUCCCCGUCAUGCCUCUACCUAGUAAAGCUCGUCGCACUCGCAGAAGUUCAGGUUACACAGAGUCCUCAGAUGUACAAUCCCACGCCUCAGAAAGUGAGGAGAGUGAGAUGUCAUUUGAGGAGAAGAGUAAGGAAGAGGAGUGUGCUGACUUGGAAGAGACGGCUGUAAAGGUGGAGCCUGAGGAGGAAGAGGAGGAGCAACCGGCCCCGCCCCCUGUUGAUAAUCUCACACAAACACCUGCCAGUAAACUCUUUACCUCGGGGGAGACUCUUAAACCCGCGUUUGAGGUCAAGCAGGAACCCACAGUGGACAAGUUGGAUAAAGCAGAGGAUGUGCCGUCCCAGCAAGACAAAGACCUGCCAGCGCAGAAAGAGACAAAGAAAACCGAAGAGCACAGAGUGAAAAAGGGGAACAACUCUGGCUCAUCAAGUCAGAAGGCUGAAGUUAGACCUGCACCUAAGGAGGCUGUGAUUCCCAGCGACAGUGCCCAGAUCAGCGAGAGUAAAAAACCACUAACUGAAAAGCCAACAGAGAAAUCAGCUGUGGUUGUGGUGCCUAAGUCCCCUGUUCAGGAGAAAAUCGAGUCCAGCAUAAAUGACGCCCAAAAAUUCACACCUGACAAAAUAGGGAAGGGCAAAGGGCUGGAAGAGCCUGUAUCUGAGAAGAUCAGGGACGUGAGAUCUUUGGAGAUACCAGAGAACAGGCAAGAUUCCGGGUCUGAUGACGAAAGUUUCAGCAAAGUACCAGUCAUUGUGAAGGAGGGAGACAGGAAGCUGCCUCAAGCCGAAAUGGCAGAGUUUGAGAAACCCCCAACAUUAGUCAAGGCUGUUAGUUUAACAGAUAUGUCUACUAGCCAAGAGAAAUCUGACGCGAAAUCACGAACCAGGAAACCCAAGGAAAACAAGAAGGGGAGGUCCUCUGGCUUUGAAUUGCUGCCAGUUAUGCCAGAGCCAAUGUGUGAAUCUGCACCUGUGGUGAGGGAAAAUGUGUCUGCUGCACCUGUGAUGAAAGAUAAGUUAGCAGAGAAACGACCGCGUGAAGGCUCAGCCGUCCAGUCUGUACAGGAACCACUCCUAGAGCCGCAGGUAAAGCGAGAAAGGAGAGAUGAAGCAAUGGAAAAGUCCUCUGAGGAAAAGUCUGAUGGACUGGAAAUACAAACCAAGGACGAAAAUGAGAAGAAAAAGGUGAAGAAAAAACUGAAAAAGAAGCAGCAUUUGGAAGAGAAGGGUGAGCAUGAGCAGCAGAGGCAAGAAAAUGAGGGUAUCAAGAAAGAUGGCACAAUCAAAGAGAAGAAAGUGAAGGAUGGUUCCAAGAAAGACUCUUCCAAACUGGGAAAGUCUGGCAAAGACAAGCUCAGCAAGAAAGAGAGAAAAGCAAAGAAGAAAAAUAAACACAGAGAAAAUGAAGCGGAAAAGGUAAAAGAUAAUUCUUCCAGCGAUCUGUCAAAUGAUAGUCUCAGAAAGUUGGUGGCUGAGGUGCUAAGUGGGAAGACAGAAAAGUGUGAGUCUGUCAGUCCAGAGUGGGUGGUCCCCUCCUCUCCCACUGUGUCCACCCCUCCAGUGGUUGCUACUGCCUCUGCCUCUUCCUCCUCAUCAUCAGUUCUGUCCUCUGCCAGUGCUAACCCCCAUACCAAAGACUCUACUGUCACAGCCAGCACAGUACCCCAGCCUUCCCCAGCCAUUCCUGCACCCCCUAGGCACCCCACCCCACCUCGUGAAGACCCACAGCCCUCUGUCAGCAGUAUUCUGAUGGACAACACCCCGCCCACCACACCGGAACAUGAGUCUGGUGACGCCCCAGAAGCACCCCCCGACAACCUCCAGCUGUCAAUAGACCGGGCAGUAUCACGGACAAUGGCGGAGGCUAACCUGGAGUCUGGGACGACAGAAAGGCUUCCGGCAGGAGGGGAAUCCCCCAGUGGUGGUGAGGGCAGCACAACCUCCAACGAGAGUGGUAGUAGUGGGAAUAUGCCAAGCUCUGAGAGUAGCAAUGAUAUGCUCCUGCCCCCCAGCAAGAGGAAGAGGGACACGGACAACACUACUCCGUCUAAGAAGAAGAAGAGGGCAUCAAAAAGGCAGGAAAAGAUGCAGGCGGCCAAGGCUGCGGGGAGUGACAGUGAAGAGGCUGUAGUAGGAGAACAGAAAGAAGCUGCUGAGGAGGUGGUCCCCUCUGGAGCCUCACCUGCACGAGCUGCUCCCUCCAGAUUGGAACCCCGGUCACCUAAACCUUCCAAAUACAACUUUAACCUAGAGGAAGGCAAGUACCUGGAGGGAGAGAAGAGGAUCACAUUCCUUGUGGAGAAGAUUUCUGAGAUACGCAAAAUUUAUAUGUCAUUGAAGGCAGAGGUGGCCUGUAUAGACAGACGACGUAAACGGCACAAGCGAAAGGAGCGGGAGAGUGAGUCGGUGUGACUGUAGCAGAUGUGUAGUCACAGUCGAAGAGACAAGUCACCAUGACUGUGCUAGUCUAUAAUGCUCACGGAUGCACAGAUGGGCGGAAUUGUCAUCCAGACUGUGGUGAGUGUCCGUCCGUCUGUCUGGCUGUCCAGGACUACAGUGCUCUCUCUCUCUCUGUCUUCAAUACACUUGCCUUACUGCUGUUUAGCCAGAUGGUCUGGCUUCUCAUCAACCAUACAGUGCCAUUUUCUACAUGAUGGUGCAAAACAAUCACCAAUGCUUGUUGCUAUGGUAACGCAGUAUUCCAACCAAUCAUGAUGCAUUCAUCAAAGGGCACUUUGAUGUUAUAUUUCGUGGUGUGUAUAAUGCUGUCACACGGACCUCACUGUCACACAUGGACAUGUGACAUGGACCUCACUGUCACACAUGGCAUGUGACAUGGACUUCACUGUCACACAUGGACAUGUGAUGUGGACAUGUGACAUGGACCUCACUGUCACAUGUGACUUACGAUGUUGAUCAUGUUAGUAAUGCUCCCAGUUACUGGAUGCUGGGUUAAGCUAUGAUAUAAUGCUUUCUUUGUACAUUGCUGCCAUGAUACAAUGAACUUAAGAUUAUUUUGAAAAUGAUGUAGACAUAAAACUUUAUAUUAAAAGUGAUAUAUGAUAAUGUUAGAACAAAUUGUUAGGUAUAGAUUUUAUAUACCCUAUAUGUGACCCACAGACUUCUACAUGUAACUGAGGGUAUCACAGUCAACUGAGAGAUCUUGAUGCAAUGAAUUUUUGCAAAUGUUUGUAUUAUGGUUGGGGUUUUAUUUUUGCUCGUGUAUAAAUGACAAGCAAUGCAAAUUUUGAAAUGCAAGUCCAAUUUGUUGGUAGGACAAGCUGUGAACUUACACAUCUGUCUGGUAUUGUCACUAUAAUGAACAGCUGAGUGCAAGCAUUGUGUCUCAGAAACCCAAAUCUUGGGAGGUGAGGUGGAUCAAGAAUUAAGUGUUUCCACCCCAUAAUUCACAUCAGAGAAAUGAAUUUUCUGAUAAUAUGUUUAUCAUGGUGUGUUAUUUAUUUUCAUUGGCAUCCAUAUUCAAAUGAAUUACUUUUCUUAAGGCUGCCUUGCCAAGUCAUUAAAUUGAAUGAAAAGCUGAACAUCUUGACAGUUUUGAUGAAAAUAUUAUAAUAAUAUACAUGUGUGUAUGGAGAGUUAAUGGUGCCAAGCUGUUGAUGUAUGGGUAUUGAUGGUCGAAUGUUGCUUGACCUCUCUGUUGAAAAGACUAUAAUGUUGGUCAUUUUUUGUACAGUUUGCUCUUAAACCCCAAAUAUUAUGAAUUUUUAACUCAACGGAAGGCUUCCUUUUACAUUGAGUUGAUGCCAUGUUGUAGCAGUGGUGUGUUACAGAUUUCGUUAAUUGUACAGUUCAAGCAACUCUGAGGUGUGUAAAAAGCUUACUGGGUGGUGCACAGGCAAUGAUAUUACUGAAGCCAGCAGAGGUUUGGGGCACAUACCCCUGCCUUCACACUGAUCUAUACUACACUGUUGUCACUAUUUAUUCUUAGCCACAAAUAAACACAAAAACUCGACAAAUCGA
This is a messenger RNA of Liolophura sinensis, 6394 nucleotides long. RefSeq names its product AT-rich interactive domain-containing protein 4B-like. The record is from RefSeq and is a predicted model, not a curated record. The coding region runs from base 134 to 4825 and encodes 1563 amino acids. Gene Ontology annotation, molecular function: transcription cis-regulatory region binding. Lineage: Eukaryota; Metazoa; Mollusca; Polyplacophora; Chitonida; Chitonidae. The transcript is spliced from 23 exons. Gene Ontology annotation, cellular component: nucleus. Gene Ontology annotation, biological process: regulation of transcription by RNA polymerase II.